Eublepharis macularius is the source of this 5823-nucleotide messenger RNA. RefSeq names its product cell migration inducing hyaluronidase 1 (gene CEMIP). The coding region runs from base 356 to 4402 and encodes 1348 amino acids. The record is from RefSeq and is a predicted model, not a curated record. NCBI's taxonomy places the organism in Eukaryota, Metazoa, Chordata, Lepidosauria, Squamata, Eublepharidae. The transcript is spliced from 28 exons.
GCUCGCUCUGGAGGACUUGGGGUUGAGUAGUGGCGGCUUCAGACCGGGCUGAGAACCGUCCCCGCUUUCUUCCCUUCUCCCCGUGCUCUUGAUCGCCUUUCCCGGAGCGCAGACCCCUUCUGAGCCCAGAAGAAGGGAAACGCCGCUCCGGAUUGAAAGCGCUUCAAAUAAAAAGCGUGCGCCUUAGCAGAGGGCGAUAGGUAAGCGACCCGGCUGCGACGCAGAGGCGGCGCCGCCAGGAGGCGCUGCAGCAGGUGAAACACGGCGGCUCGCUCGCAGAGGCGGCUGGAGGAAAGUUUUUGCGCGCCGGCCUUUGGAAUACAAGGAAUAUUAAAGAGCAGUUUUACACCCAGAGAUGUCCGUGGAAGUUGGCUUUGCUUUGCUUCUAUUUAUGUUGCUGGCUGUACGUAGGGCAGCCUCGUCCUGUCCUGAUUUGGAUCCACAACUAAAGCUCUGGAUUCCUGGACACAAUGAAGACAAUGUGGUAAACAUCAGCCGUGGACAAGAGUUCCUCUUAUCUUCUUCUGCAACAGUCCAUUCCAUCCUCAUCACAAACGGAGGAAAGCUGGUGAUUAAAGACAAUGCAGGUCCCGUUGUUUUGCGCACUCGACACAUUCUGAUUGAAAAUGGGGGGGAGAUGCAUGUUGGGAGCGAGAGCUGUCCUUUCCGGAGCAACCUGACAAUCAUCUUGUAUGGACGCGCUGAUGAUGGCAUUCAACCAGACAGUUACUUUGGGCAGAAGUAUAUCGGGGUUGGCAUCGGUGGCACUCUUGAGGUCCACGGUGAGAAGAAGCUAUCCUGGACUUUUCUCAACAAGACCUUGAAUCCCGGCGGCAUGCAGGAAGGCGGCUACUACUUUGAGCGAAGCUGGGGCCACCGUGGCAUCAUCGUCCACGUAAUUGACCCGAAGACGGGAUUGGUUAUCCAUUCUGAUAGAUUUGACACCUAUAAACUCAAAGGCGAAAGCCUGCGCCUCGUCCGGUAUUUGAAUGCAGUUGAUGACGGCAUGAUCUUGUCGGUUGCGGUGAACGAUGAAGGAUCCCAAAGCUUGGAUGAUUCAGCUCGGAAAGCAAUGACCAAGCUGGGCAGCAAGCAUUUCCUCCACCUCGGUUUUAGGCAUCCCUGGAGUUUUAUUACAGUAAAAGGGACCCCUUCGUCUUCGGUGGAAGACCACAUAGAAUACCAAGGAUACAAAGGGUCGGCUGUAGCCAAAGUAUUUAAACUAUUUCAGGCAGAGAAUGGAGAGCAUUUUAAUGUGUCUUCGACCAGUGAGUGGGUUCAAGAUGUUGAGUGGACAGAAUGGUUUGAAAAGCCAGAAAAGGCAAAAUCCAAAGGUGGAGAGAGACUUCUAGACUUCAAAGCGGCCCACCCAGAAGUCUGCGAUCACCCUGUCGAUAUCGAGGCAGUCACGCUGGAUGGAGCCAAACUGACAACUGAGGUUUUUUACAAAAGUGGCCGUGAUUAUAGGUUUUUCUGCCGCGGCCCUGAACAGACAGACGGAAGCUGCCGAAACUACCGAGUGCGUUUUUUAUGUGGUAAAAAUGUGAGACCAAAGCUUACUGUAACCAUUGACACAAAUGUGAACAGCACCAUUUUAAGACUAGCGGAUGAUGCACGGUCGUGGAAGGUCAGAGACAGAAUUGUGGUGGCCAGCACAGAUUAUUCCAUGUACCAAGCUGAAGAAUUCCAGAUCUUACCUUGCCGGGCCUGUAGACCCAAUGAAGUCAAAGUAUCAGGGAAAGCAACCUACCUUCAUAUGGGAGAGGAAAUUGACGGUGUUGACAUGAGGGCGGAAGUUGGCCUGCUGAGCCACAACAUUGUGGUGAUGGGAGAGAUGGAAAAGAAUUGCUACGAUUACAACAAUGGCCUCUGUUCCUUCUUUGAUUUCGACACCUUUGGAGGACACAUCAAGGUUGCUCUUGGAUUUAAAGCAGUCCAUAUAGAAGGGGUAGAGCUGAAACACAUGGGCCAGCAGUCGCUGGGACACUACCCAAUCCACUUCCACAUGGCAGGAGAUGUGGAUGAGAAGGGAGGCUACAACCCACCCACCUAUGUGAAAGACAUCGCCAUUCAUCAUGCCUUCUCGCGUUGCGUGACAGUCCACGGAUCCAAUGGUUUACUGGUCAAGGAUGUUGUCGGCUAUGACACUUUGGGCCAUUGCUUUUUCACUGAAGAUGGGCCGGAGGUACGCAACACGUUUGAUCACUGCCUUGGACUGGUGGUGAAACCCAGCACGUUGUUACCAUCUGAUCGAGACACAAGAAUGUGCAAGACGAUUACAGAGGGAGCGUAUCCAGGAUAUGUCCCCAAACCUAGACAAGACUGCAACGCCGUGUCCACCUUCUGGCUGGCCAACCCGCACAACAACCUUAUAAACUGUGCAGCUGCAGGCUCUGAAGAAACUGGAUUUUGGUUUGUUCUGCAUCAUGUGCCAACGGGACUGUCUACAGGAAUGUAUCCCCCUGGCUACUCAGAGUACCUUCCAAUGGGAACAUUCUAUAACAAUCGGGCACAUUCCAACUAUCGAGCUGGAAUGAUCAUUGAUAAUGGAGUUAAAACAACACCUGCAUCCGCCAAAGACAAACGACCCAUCUUGACCUUGAUUGCUGGGAGAUACAGCCCACAUCAAGACGCAGACCCUCUGAAACCCAGGGAACCAGCUAUUAUUCAACACUUUAUUGCUUACAAGAACCAAGAUCACGGAGCCUGGCUACGAGGAGGAGACGUGUGGCUGGACAACUGCCAGUUUGCAGACAACGGCAUCGGGCUGACUUUGGCUAGCGGUGGAACCUUCCCACAUGAUGAUGGUUCGAAACAAGAAGUAAAGAACAGCCUGUUCGUAGGCGAAAGUGGCAACACUGGGACUGAAACCAUGGACAACAACAUCUGGGGGCCCGGAGGCCUGGACCACAGUGGGCGGACUCUUCCAAUCGGGCAGAAUUUCCCAAUCAGAGGGAUUCAGUUUUAUGACGGGCCAAUCAAUGUCCAGAACUGCACCUUCCGAAAGUUUGCUGCGUUGGAAGGUCGCCACACCAGUGCCCUGGCAUUCCGACUGAACAACGCUUGGCAAAGCUGCCCCAACAACAACGUCACAAACAUACGCUUUGAAGAUGUCCCGAUUACUUCUAGAGUGUUCUUCGGAGAACCGGGCCCCUGGUUCAAUGGACUAGAUAUGGACGGGGACAAAACAUCAGUUUUUCAUGAUGUAGAUGGUUCUGUAUCUGAAUACCCUGGGUCGUAUCUCAUCAAGGAAGAUAACUGGCUGAUCAGGCAUCCGGACUGCAUUGAUGUACCAGACUGGAGAGGCUCUAUCUGUAGCGGACGGUAUGCACAGGUAUACAUCCAAGCCUACCGAUCACCCAAUCUGCAAAUGAAGAUCAUAAAAAAUGACUACUAUACGCAUCCUCUAUACUUGGAGGGGGCUUUGAGCAAGAGCACACACUACCAGCAAUAUCAGCCAGUGAUAACGCUACAGAAAGGCUACACCAUCCAUUGGGACAAGACUGCUCCUGAGGAGCUGGUUCUUUGGCUGAUUAAUUUCAACAAGAAUGACUGGAUCCAAGUUGGGCUUUGUUAUCCAAAAGGGACAACGUUUUCCAUUCUCUCAGACAUCCAUCAUCGCCUUUUGAAGAAAACAGAAAAAACUGGAGUUUUCUAUCCAGCUCUUCAAAUGGACAGACUCGAGUACCGAUAUCCUACCAAAGGGUACUACUAUUGGGAUGAUAACACUGGAUUGUUGUUUCUCAAGCUAAAAGCUCAGCAUGAGAAAGAGCCAUUUGCCUUCUGUUCCACCAAAGGCUGUGAGCGAAUCAGGAUCAAAGCCAGCCUCCCCAAGAAUGCACAGAUCAGUGACUGCCAAGCUGAAGCCUAUCCGAAGUAUGCAGAGAAACCCUCAGUGGACGUGCCGAUGCCCAAGAAGCUGCCUGGCACACAACUGGACCAUUUUGUGGAGCUGAAGGUCGAAAGCUACAAGACCAGAUACUUGCAUCUCAAGGAUGAUUUUGCUUAUAUCGCAGUUGAUGGCAAGAAGUUCUCUCCCUCUGAAGACGGUAUCCAGGUAGUUGUAGUGGAUGGGCACCAUGGGAAAGUUGUCAACCAAAUGAGCUUUAGAAACUCCAUUCUACAAGGAAUCCCGGGACAGAUAGACAAUUAUGUCAGCAACCUCAGGGACAAUUCUAUUGUGGUGAUGAUGUCUAAAGGAAGGUUUAUUUCAAGAGGCCCUUGGACAAAAGUUCUGGAGAAGCUUGGAGCACAGAGGGGCUUUAAGUUGAAAGAUAAAAUGGCUUUUAUUGGAUACAAGGGCAGCUUCCGGCCAUUCUGGGUCAGACUGAGCACCGACGAUGAGGCUGUGAAGAUCUUCCAAGCUCUACCAGUCCCUGUGGUGAAAAAGAUGAAGUUGUGAAGGCAUGGCUCACCGUUGCCUGCUUGUUCCUUAACACCUCCUGCACAGCACAGGGACUGCAUCAGGCCUGUGGCAAUCCUGAGAUGUAGUUAUUUUUGUUGCUGUAUGUAAAACAAUCUUAUUGCAAAAGAGUCAAGUGGCCACAUCAGAUAACUGACAUUCCUUGGGGAAGCUAGGUCCAGUUCUGGUGACUCGCUUAGUGGCCAAAGGACUGCUGCUCUCCCCCACCAGCACAUUUGGGGUGAGAAACAUUUAACACCCCAAUGCCACGUUACUUCUCUCAGGUAGUGAAUUUGAGUUCUCUAAUGGAUAUGACAAAGGGCUAACUUCUCAACAGGCCACAUUCCAUUUUGAACGUGCAGACAGCUAACUCGGGAAAGGUGCAAUUGUAAACUGGUAACUGUGCGGAAAUGCAAACAUGCACGAUAAAGUUUCAGACAGUUCUGAAAGAAAUGAAGCUAGGCCUUGUCAGUGCUGCCGUUCCCCAAAUUUCCUUGGGUUAGUCUUGAAAGACAUUGCUGAGGGCAAAAAGGAGAUCCCACCCAAAUCCUAUUUCUGCUCAUACAGAAAUUACCAGUUAAGUUACUGUGCAAGAGGCUAUUUGUGAAGUUAGCUGAUAUUUCUUGCCAUAUUUGCAAGACAGGCAACAUAGAGCAAAGGUGAUUAAAUCACUUAACUGUUGUGCCAUAGAAAGUAUCUUUCCUAGCUUCAAAGAGCCUCCUAGCAAAGGCUAUCCACCAGGAAAGUUGUAAACAUAGGAUUUGAAGGUAACAAUUGGGUGCGUACUCCUCUCUAAUUAUUAGAGGGACUGACUGAAGUGUGGACAUUCAUUAAUCGUCACUGACUAUUCACUGCUAUCUGUGAAUUGCCCUUUUCUGAGGUUGUACUAUAGUUUUCCCUUUGUACCUAUGUGGUCUUAUUUUUGUGCGUAUGUCAGUCCAAAUAUUUUACCCGAAAUAGCUGGUCCUUUUUCGGAACUAGAUGUAUAGCGUUUUGUAUAUAUUCCUAAAGUUCCCAGUGGUGGAAUAAAAAGAUUAUUUUCUAUUUAUUUAUUGCCAAGGCACUAUAAGAAUUUAAGCUGAAUGAGCUUGUUCCUGGGUUGAAAGGACUCAGAAACACAUUUCUUCAGAUAAUCUGCUUUGCACUUGAAAAUCCUGAAUGGCUACAGAAUGUGGUAUUCUACUGGCAGCCUCUUUCACAAUGACUGAAACUCCUGUAACUUUACUUCGAAAUGUUUUUUGCUUACCAACUUAGUAUUUAGUUGUUUUGGAAUACACCACAUUUAUUGGAAUAAAAUUUCAAUGCAACUUUACAACUUGGUCUGUUUGGUUUGGGGGGGGGGGGGCAGUGAGUGCCCGUCUGUAAAAGAGGCCAAUCUAGCAAAGAAUAAACCACUCACUACAGCAGAUGUCUAUGUAUGC